This is a messenger RNA of Tarenaya hassleriana, 1090 nucleotides long. Its product is annotated as peroxidase 60. The record is from RefSeq and is a predicted model, not a curated record. The coding region runs from base 28 to 1029 and encodes 333 amino acids. Gene Ontology annotation, biological process: response to oxidative stress; hydrogen peroxide catabolic process. Lineage: Eukaryota; Viridiplantae; Streptophyta; Magnoliopsida; Brassicales; Cleomaceae. Gene Ontology annotation, molecular function: peroxidase activity; heme binding. The transcript is spliced from 4 exons. Gene Ontology annotation, cellular component: plant-type cell wall; plasmodesma.
UUCUGAAACCUAAACCUAAAAUUAAUAAUGGCCGCGAACUUCCCGGCCGUUUCGGUUUUGAUCUUCUGUCUCGCCUUUGUUAGCGUCGAACGUCGUUAUUGUUUCGGUCAGUUGCUGCCGAAAUUCUACAACGUAACAUGUCCGAGUGUCGAGAAUGUCGUUUUCAGAGUCGUCAAUGAUACGUUCCAUAAGAAUGCUACGGUUGCGCCGGCUUUGAUCCGACUGUAUUUUCACGACUGCUUUAGCGGUGGAUGCGACGCUUCGCUUCUACUGGACGGUCCGAACAGCGAGAAAAAGGCGUCACCGAACCUAAGCGUACGAGGUUACGAUCUGAUCGACGCUAUCAAAACCGAACUCGAAAAGGUAUGCAGGGGAAUCGUUUCUUGCGCAGACGUCAUAGCUCUCGCUACAAGAGAUUUAGUCACAUUGGCAAGCGGAGGAAGAACAAGGUACGAGAUUCCGACGGGGAGAUUCGACAGCAGAGACCCUUCGGCGGUGGAUUUGCCGUCUCCUGCUAUGUCAGUUUCCGACACCGUCGCCAAAUUCGCGACCAGAGGGCUUAACCUUACCGAUAUGGUGUUGCUUCUUGGUGGCCAUACCAUUGGAGUGACGCAUUGUUCGUUCGUUCUUGAUCGGAUAUACAACUUCCGAAACACGGGCCGACCCGAUCCGCUCAUGGACCCGCAGCUCGUAAAAGAUUUGAAGCUCGUAUGCCCUCCGAAUUCGAAGAUCGACAAUGCCAUAAACCUCGACCAGGAUAUUUCAAGUGCGAAUAUUUUCGACGUUUCUUUUUACAAACAGAUAGAUCUCCGUCGAGGAAUCCUCGUGAUCGACCAAGCCAUCGCAGUGGACGGCCUUACGAAUAAAACGGUGACGGAAAUCGCAAACGGCAACGAUUUCUUGCCGAGGUUUGGUGAGGCUAUGGUGAAAUUGGGAUUCUUUGGAGUUAAAGGCAGACUCGACGGAGAGAUUAGGAAAUCGUGCAGUUCUCGCAACAAGCCGUCGCUCCGAUUCCCUUCGGUUCCGUAGAGAAAUGCGUGCCGUUUUUUUAAUCAUCGUAUAUUGAUUUCGUAUUUGGUCGUCGAUUUGU